Ambispora gerdemannii is the source of this 915-nucleotide messenger RNA. The record is from the annotation of a GenBank genome assembly. Lineage: Eukaryota; Fungi; Glomeromycota; Glomeromycetes; Archaeosporales; Ambisporaceae.
AUGAUUGUUAAUAAUCUUCCCGUAAUUCCUUGUGGCUUGCGACCCGUAACCAAAUUAAAAGAAGAAGAUACUAUUGCUACUACCCAAAUUAAUAAUCUUUAUCGGAAAAUAAUUUUAGUCAACGAAAGAUUAAAAUAUUAUUUAGACUUAAACCGUGAUUUUAAGGUUUUUUUUAACGAAAUUAUUCAUAAUGAAAAAAGACGCUUACAAAAAGCCUUUGAUAAUUUGACUUAUGGUUCACUCCGCAAGCAAAAUGAAACCAAAAGUUUAUUACAACAUCUAAGCGGGAAAGAAGGAAUAUUGCGCCGUUAUUCCUUGGGAAAAAGAGUAGAUUAUUCUGCUCGCUCGGUAAUUGUUCCUAAUCCCACUCUGCUUCUUGACCAAGUAGGUUUACCAGUGCCCAUGGCACUCACUCUUUAUAAGCCUUUUCUGCUGCAAAAAUUGUUAAAAGAAAAAAUUGCUUUCACGGUUCCCGAAGCCGAGCAAUUAUUCCAUAACCAAGCACCCGUUAUUUUUCCGUUAUUAGCCAAAAUUGUUCACCAGCAUCCAGUUUUAGUUAACCGGGCUCCGAGUUUACACCGUCUCAGUAUUCAAGGUUUCUAUCCCCAAUUAACUCUGGGCGAAGCAAUCGAACUUCACCCCUUAAUAACUACGGCUUUAAACGCGGAUUUUGACGGGGACCAAGUAGCUAUUUAUUUACCUUUAACCAAACGAGCCCGCGAGGAAAUUAAGGAAUGUGUUUUAUCUCCCCACCAUAUCAUUGACCCCAAAAACGGGCAUUUGAUAAGCAUUCCCACCCAAGACAUGAUUUUAGGGAUUUAUUAUCUCACUCAGGAAAAGAAAGGAGAGAAAUUUAUUUUUGUGGACGAAAUAGGAGAUAUUUACAAAAGUUAUGAGCGUGGCACCAUUAGUUGA